AUGCUAAUCGCCUUCCCUCUCACCUCCCUUCUCUGCUCCGUGCACUUGUUCCCCUCUUCUCCUCUCCUCCUGCCAGCUUCCCUCUGCCUACACCCCUCUGCCAGCACACCUACAGGCCGGCAGCAGCAGAAGGCAUGGAGGAGCAGUGGGCGCAGCGUGGCGAGCGGGAGAGGCGAGUGGUGGGAUGACGCACGGCCUGGGCUGGCCCUGCUGACCACUGCCCUCGCCCAACCUCCCGGCAGCACCAGCGCGACCGACCGUGGCGAUGCAAGGAGGCAAGGAGGCAAGGAGGCAAAGAGGCAAGGAGGCAAGGAGGCAAGGAGGCAAGGAGAGAGGCAAGGAGGAGGCAAGGAGGAGGCAAGGAGGCAAGGAGGCAAGGAGGAGGCAAGGAGGAGACAAGGAGGCAAGGAGGCAAGGAGGAGGCAAGGAGGAGGAAAGGAGGCAAGGAGGCAAGGAGGAGGCAAGGAGGAGACAAGGAGGCAAGGAGGCAAGGAGGAGGCAAGGAGGAGGCAAGGAGGAGGCAAGGAGGCAAGGAGGCAAGGAGGAGGCAAGAAGGAGGCAAGGAGGCAAGGAGGAGGCAAGGAGGCAAGAGGAGAAGCAGACGGCAGAGAGGAGGCUGCUGCACCUGGGGACGGCAGAGAGGAGGCUGCUGCACCUGGGGACGGCAGAGAGGAGGCUGCUGCACCCGUGGACGGCAGAGAGGAGGCUGCUGCACCUGGGGACGGCAGAGAGGAGGCUGCUGCACCUGGGGACGGCAGAGAGGAGGCUGCUGCACCUGGGGACGGCAGAGAGGAGGCUGCUGCAUCCGUGGACGGCAGAGAGGAGGCUGCUACACCUGUGGACGGCAGAGAGGAGGCUGCUGCACCCGUGGACGGCAGAGAGGAGGCUGCUGCACCCGCGGACGGCAGAGAGGAGGCUGCUGCACCCGUGGACGGCAGAGAGGAGGCUGCUGCACCCGCGGACGGCAGAGAGGAGGCUGCUGCACCCGCGGACGGCAGAGAGGAGGCUGCUGCACCUGUGGACGGCAGAGGGGAGGCUGCUGCACCCGUGGACGGCAGAGAGGAGGCUGCUGCACCUGGGGACGGCAGAGAGGAGGCUGCUGCACCUGGGGACGGCAGAGAGGAGGCUGCUGCACCUGUGGACGGCAGAGAGGAGGCUGCUGCACCCGUGGACGGCAGAGAGGAGGCUGCUGCACCCGUGGACGGCAGAGAGGAGGCUGCUGCACCCGUGGACGGCAGAGAGGAGGCUGCUGCACCCGCGGACGGCAGAGAGGAGGCUGCUGCACCCGCGGACGGCAGAGAGGAGGCUGCUGCACCUGUGGACGGCAGAGGGGAGGCUGCUGCACCUGGGGACGGCAGAGAGGAGGCUGCUGCACCUGGGGACGGCAGAGAGGAGGCUGCUGCACCUGGGGACGGCAGAGAGGAGGCUGCUGCACCUGUGGACGGCAGAGAGGAGGCUGCUGCACCUGUGGACGGCAGAGAGGAGGCUGCUGCACCUGUGGACGGCAGAGAGGAGGCUGCUGCACCUGUGGACGGCAGAGAGGAGGCUGCUGCACCUGGGGACGGCAGAGAGGAGGCUGCUGCACCUCUGGGUGGCUUCCCGGCUCUCCCAAACUCGUGGGUGCCUUUCCUACCUUGCCAAACUUGCCUCACUCUCGUCUUGUUGACUUGUCUGUCCGCCUUCACCCCUUCUGCCCUUACCCUUGCUGCCUUUGCCGUUGCUGCCUUCACCACAAGUGCUUGA
Messenger RNA from Closterium sp. Naga37s-1, 1743 nucleotides. NCBI's taxonomy places the organism in Eukaryota, Viridiplantae, Streptophyta, Zygnematophyceae, Desmidiales, Closteriaceae. The record is from the annotation of a GenBank genome assembly.